Messenger RNA from Fibroporia radiculosa, 2883 nucleotides. RefSeq lists its product as uncharacterized. The record is from RefSeq and is a predicted model, not a curated record. Lineage: Eukaryota; Fungi; Basidiomycota; Agaricomycetes; Polyporales; Fibroporiaceae. Gene Ontology annotation, molecular function: RNA binding; ATP binding; RNA helicase activity. Bases 1 to 2883 code for a protein of 960 amino acids. The transcript has 5 exons. Gene Ontology annotation, cellular component: nucleus.
AUGGCAGGAGAUAAACGGAAGCCUUCUCUCAUUUUUGACAGUGAGGGAUCACUCUCCGCUUCGGAAGCUGAUGAGUUACCUUCGGACUCGGAUGGAGAGAUCGACAUUUCUUCAGCUCUCGCCGGGCACAAAAGCGCACAAAAGCGGCGCAGCAACGACGAAGAGGAAGAAGAUGAGCAACUGCAGGAAUUUAUUAGGGGCAGCAUCGCUAAACGCGAUGUUAAAGGAGGAACAGAUUUGCUUAAGAAGACCAAAGGAAAGACUAAGAUGGCUAAAGGAGAAGUAGGCGGAGGUAGCUUUCAGAGCAUGGGUAUUCACCCCUGGCUUCUGCGCUCUCUGACGCUGCAAGGGUUUCGUAUACCAACGCCUAUUCAGCGGCUAUCCAUACCGGCCCUGCUUUCCAAUCCUCCUCGCGACCUGGUUGGCAUGGCCAGAACGGGUUCCGGGAAGUCUCUUGCAUACAUGGUUCCUCUCGUCCAGCGACUGGGCGGUCGUCACGCUUCGACCUUCGGUGCUCGAGCAUUGAUUUUGCUUCCUGCGCGAGAGCUAGCGUUGCAAAUCUUAAAGGUCGGAAAGGAAUUAGCCAGAGGAUGGAAUGCAGGCGAGGGAAGUCACGCCGGUGAUGGAAAGGAUACUGAGGACGGGAAGAGGGGACAAGGGCUGCGCUGGAGUCUGAUUGUCGGUGGUGAAGGCAUGGACGAACAGUUCGAGACGAUUUCCCAUAAUCCUGAUAUCAUCAUUGCAACACCGGGUCGACUGCUCCAUUUGAUUGUUGAAAUGAACAUGGAUCUGAAGUCUGUGCAGUAUGUCGUUUUUGACGAGGCUGACCGUCUUUUUGAGAUGGGUUUUGAGACUGCUCUGACUGAAAUUCUACACCGUCUUCCUGCGACACGACAGACCCUGUUGUUUUCUGCCACGCUUCCGAAAAGUCUCGUCGAAUUUGCGAAAGCUGGUCUCCAAAAUCCCAAACUUGUUCGGCUUGACGCCGAGUCGAAAAUCAGCCCAGACCUCAAGAUGUCAUUCUUCUCAGUGAAACAGGCAGAAAAGGAUGCAUGUCUGUUGGUUCUUCUUCGCGACGUCAUCGGCGUUCCACUUGGCUCACCGCAAGCUGCAAUUGAUGACACAAGCAGCACUCAAGACAAGAAAGAGAAGGGGAAGGCCAGACUGAAGUACUCUGAGCAAGUCACGGCACCUCAUCAGACUCUUGUGUUCGCCGCAACCAAGCACCACGUGGAAUACUUAACAAAUUUGCUCACGAGUGCUGGAUAUUCUGUUUCCCACAUCUACGGAUCCCUGGACCAGACCGCGCGUACGCAGCAGAUGGACCAGUUCCGUCGAGGCCGCACGAACAUCCUCGUGGUGACUGACGUUGCUGCUCGGGGUAUUGAUAUACCAGUGCUAGAGAAUGUGGUCAACUAUGAUUUCCCGCAGGGAGCUAGAGUUUUUGUCCACCGAGUCGGCCGUACAGCGCGUGCGGGUAGGCAAGGAUGGGCGUGGUCGUUCGUGACAAACUCUGAACUGCCGUAUUUGCUCGAUCUACAGCUCUUCCUCGGCCAUCCCAUCAAGAACGAGGUUUCAGAUGGUGGGGACCAGGCGUACACCGAGUCUUUCGUCCUCGGUCCAUUUGAUCGCGACCAACUUGACGAGGAAGUGGAAUACAUCAGGAAGCUAGAGAACGACAAUCACAACCUCACCACGCUUAGAGAUGUGAUGAAGAAAGGUCACGGUAUGUACGAACGCAGCAAAGGGAAGGCUAGCCAGGUGAGCUACAAGCGUGCCAAGGAGAUGAUCAAGGAAGGCAAGUGGGGACUCGUCGGCGCAGAUUCAGGAAUACAUCCCGUGUUCUUCCGCAGUAAAGACGGGAGCAACGUCUCAACAAAGCUUGCCGGGGAGGCGAAGAGAAAGGCGCUUCUGAAGGCCGUGAAUGCUUUCAAACCUUUGGAAACUGUGCUGGAGAUUGGUGCUAGGGGAAAUACCGAGACUGCGGCUUUGAUGAAACAGAGACGCAAGGCACUUAGCAAAGCGGCGCAUCGCGCUUCGCUUGCUUCCACCUCUGCAGCCGUUUUGUCUACGGAGGACCUCGAUGAUGUUGAGGAGAUAGGCACACAGGUAGAUGCGGACGGCAUGGAACUUGCAGAUGAGGAUGAAAUUGCGGCUGUCUUCGACUUCGAUAAAAAAGGUUCCAGCGGCGGCAAGAACAAUUUCCGCGACUCUGAAUUCUACAUGUCACACUACCAAAAGGAUGCUAACACAGAGAAAGGGUACUCUCUCCGAGAUGGUGCUACUUUCGCGGAACAAGCCCAGAAUGUUACCUUUGACUUAGCCGGUGAUGAGGGCGUCCGAGAACGGAAACGUCGCGAAAUGCAAUGGGAUAAGAAGAAAAAGAGGUUCGUAAAGGGCACAGGGGAGGGCGCCGACAACGUCAAGCUCGUACGCACUGAAAGCGGCGUCAAGCUACCAGCUACGUACCGCAGUGGUCGAUUCGAUGAAUGGAAGGCGAGGAGUCGCGUCAGCUUGCCGAAGGUGGGAGAGGAGGAAACCGAAGCACGGGGAGCUGCUGGGAGGAGGAAGUUCAAGCACAAGCAAGCUACAGCUCCGAAGCCGCUAGAUAAGCUCAGCAUAGAUUACGACCGCAAGAUGAGACAGAAGAAGAGAAAGCUGGAGCACCAGGUGGAGUCACACGACCCUGAGUCUUCGAAGAAAACUUUCUCCCCUGGCAAGAAGAGCAAAACUAAGGCCCUUGGUCGGCGGUUUGGAGGAAAGUUUUCAGGGAAAGUCAAGAAUGAGCUCAAGACUGUGGAUCAAAUUCGCAAAUCACGGAAUACGAUACAGAACAGACGUGCCAAAAAUGCGCGACCCAGUCGGAGAAAAGGGAAACGAUGA